Messenger RNA from Ceratina calcarata, 1845 nucleotides. RefSeq names its product WD repeat-containing protein 13. Gene Ontology annotation, molecular function: protein binding; promoter-specific chromatin binding. The transcript is spliced from 4 exons. The record is from RefSeq and is a predicted model, not a curated record. Gene Ontology annotation, cellular component: nucleus. The coding region runs from base 376 to 1674 and encodes 432 amino acids. NCBI's taxonomy places the organism in Eukaryota, Metazoa, Arthropoda, Insecta, Hymenoptera, Apidae.
CAAUGCUAAUAAUAAACAACAACAACAAAUUUUCGAUUUUUCCGAAAUUUUUCCAAGGGGUACCCCUUCAAUUUCUCCCAAAUUAGUAACUCCCAGUGCGCACGUUCGAAAAAUCCCACGAUGUACCCAACGCUGUUGAUACCCAGCUGUUACUGUUAAAUCAUUUGGUCUUUGUUUCAAAGUGUAAACAGAAAGAGGACGAAAAGGAAAUACAGAAAAGGAUUAAUUAUUGAUUCAUCAUUUAAGGAAUGAUUAUAAUGUUGAUGAAUGAUGUUAUGUGAAAUCGUUUGGGAAGGGUUUUAGAACAGGUUAAAUGUCAUUGUCACAGAGGAUGACAUCAAUUGUGAAUUAAAUAAUAUAUUCCAGAAUUUAAAAAUGAUUACUAUGUGGCAUCAACAAGUGUUCGCACUUGAUGCCAAAUACAAUGCACAACGUGCAAACAAACUACCUACGCUAGGAAUCCUUUAUAUUCGUCGUCGAAAUCAACUGCUCAAAGAGAAAUUCAGUAAAGAUCCAAAGAUCCGUGAGAGCUACUUGAAACUGAGGUCGAAGCUAUUGUCCCUACGCUACGGCGAUAAUUUAGAACAGGCCAGUUUCAGUGGUCACACGUCCGAGGAUGAGAGAUCAGAAGUUAAAACGAAGCUUCAGAGCACGCAACGAAAAUCGACAGCAGAAAGUUUUGCAUUCGAUGGAGUGCAUCACGUUUUCGAUCAACACAGUGCACCCGUGAUGAUGCUGAAAUUCGCGAACAACGAUAGGUCAAAGUUAUGCUGCGCAUCGUUGGACGGGUCACUGUCUAUAUGCGAUGCCAUCAGCACACCUCCUAAAGUGAUAGCUUUGCUAGAGGGUCAUAAGAAAGGCGUUACUGCGUUAGACUGGAGCAUCACCAAUGAUCUAAUAGUUUCGUCGUCUCUCGAUGGUACGAUACGACUCUGGAACGUUCUCCAUAUGGAGAACUGUCCGACUUGUUUAAGGGUGGUCAACGACCAACAGCGUGCAGAAGUUCUGUGCUGCGGGUUUGUACCUAUAAACAAUAACUUGGUAGUCGCUGGAAACUCCCAAGGACUUGUACAGAUCUUGAAUAUAUCAACGGGUAUAUAUACCCGCGGUGGAUCUUGCAAGAUUGGUGGAAAAAUUUUAUCGUUGACUUGCGAAGGUAGCGGUGGUUCGGUGAUAUGGGUCGGAACCGAUAGAGGAAUCGUCAUAUCGUUUCAAUUAGAACCGGGAUCAGGUCGAUUAACGAAAUUGAAAAGGAUAUUAGAAGCUGGCGGGAUGAUAACUAGUCUCUCUUGGCGUUCGUGGCUUUCGAAGGAUACUCCUUGUCCAGCACUGUUGGUCAGCAGCGCUUGUAACAUGGUGCUCCUGUAUCACAUCGUCGACAAUCAGGGAUCGUUGUCUCUUUGGACGAAAUAUCCGAUAAAGCACAAACAAUAUUUCGUGCGGUCUACGUUCUGCCCGCAAAUGGAAACGUGUUUGAUAGCCACCGGUUCCGAGGACGGUACGAUACACCUUUUGGAUUCUGCGAGGCAGGGCAAGGCAGCUAAAAUCAAUCGAUUACAAGGACACGCGUCGCCGACGCUCGCUUUGUCCUUUAAUUACGAUGAAUCUCUCCUCGCGUCCGCGGAUAUUCAGGGGCUCAUCAUUCUAUGGCGUAAUCGUCAACGUCAUAUAUAAAUGUACAAAGGUGAAGUGAUAUAUUUUUUAUAAAAAUGAUUGUCGUCUAGGUAAACAUGUUUGUAAUAAAGUUUCAUCUACGUUUCAAACCUCGAGCAAAUCGGUGAGACGUGGGAAUGGGAUGAGACAUUUUUCUCUACUCCAAAUAAAAGUCUGCUUCGUAUAACAAUA